Messenger RNA from Pararge aegeria (speckled wood butterfly), 944 nucleotides. RefSeq names its product carbonic anhydrase 3-like. Gene Ontology annotation, cellular component: cytoplasm. The record is from RefSeq and is a predicted model, not a curated record. Bases 45 to 944 code for a protein of 299 amino acids. The transcript is spliced from 6 exons. Lineage: Eukaryota; Metazoa; Arthropoda; Insecta; Lepidoptera; Nymphalidae. Gene Ontology annotation, molecular function: carbonate dehydratase activity; zinc ion binding.
AACCGUUGUAUUUAAAUUUUUUGUGCAAUUUAAAUAUUCUGAUUAUGAUAAAAGUAGCGGUAUCUCAAACUGAAGACGAAGAAUUAAUACCUGUAGAGGAGAAGACAGAAGUACCACCAUUCGGAACUCGGGAACACAUUCAUUAUUGGAGUGAAUUGGAAGGGAAUCUCCCGUCUCCGAUUGAUGUGUCUAUAACCGUUAUCUUGGGAGCAAAAUGGAGAACCGAGCGACCAUAUUUGGAAGGCGGGCCGUUUUUAGAAAAGCACGUAUUCUCACAGGCACACUUUCAUUGGGGAGCUAACAUGAUGGAAGGCAGUGAACAUACGGUUGAUAGACAACAGCAUCCUGGUGAAAUGCAAGCAAUUUUCUUCAGAGCUGAAUACAUAACACAAGAAGAGGCGAUGCGCCAUCCUGACGGUGUUGUGGUGAUCUGUAAUAUUAUCAAGUACGGCGUAAAUCCCGACGAGCGUCUUGAAUGGAUAAUAGAAGGGUUUCCACGAAUACGAGAAGCACAAACACACACACGUAUCGGGCCGUUACCUUUGUCACGUCUCUUGCCAAUGUUCUACGAAGAUUACUUCCUGUACUGGGGAAGUUUGACUAAUGUGAAAGGAGAGAGCUGCGUAGUUAGGUGGCUUGUUCCGCGGAUAACUUUGUUCGCCUCGUUCGAACAGAUGAAAGAGUUCCGAAAACUUUGGGAUCCAUGGGAUGAACCGAUUAUACGGAACUUCCGACCACUGCAAGAGAAACACGAUCGACACGUGUUCUUCAUACGUCCUCAUUGGAACCAAUAUAGGUCUUUAUUGCCAAUACCAAAACUACCAGAACCGUCGAUAACGAUCGUUUCACCAGAAUACCGAGCGAAGCCUUGGAUGUUCCCUCCACAAAAUGCGUACAUGCUCCCGGAACCGGAACAAGAAAAUGAUGACUCUCAGCGAAAAUAA